AUGAUAUUCAUGUUUGCAAACGACGGCGAUUUUUCUUGAAACCUGCGCCCAAAGGUGUCCAAACUUUCAAUCGCCUUUGAGGACACUGGACCGUGGAUGACCUUUGAAAGGCUUGAUCCCGCUCUGCAUGCCAACAAACACCGCGGCCAUGGUUCGACUCUCAUGGCCCGCCCUCUCACAUCUGCUGCGCCUGGUUGGGGCUUGCUGCCCUUUCCCAGGCCCCAGGUACUCAUCCCUCCAACGCAAUGUUGCCAGACGGCCGGGCCGCACUGCAUUUCGGUGGAGCCGUCACUCCCCGUGGUUCCAUUUUCGCGUCCCAAACCCUUCGCACAAUGCGCUUUGCAUCUGCGCUAUAUAGACUCUGGGCCCUAACGCGGCUCAGAGAAUGUCGCACAAACGUGAUACAAGACUUUGGGGUGCAGCGCGGCCUCGUCUUGCUACUGAUUUUGCCGAGGGGGUAACGAGUCGGGGUCGUCGUUCACGGUCAGCGGGAGAGAGACACUCUGCCUACCUGGUCCUGAUGCCAACAAUUUCCCUGUGCCGGGUUUUUUCUGUCCU
Messenger RNA from Lasiosphaeria miniovina, 558 nucleotides. RefSeq lists its product as uncharacterized. Bases 97 to 372 code for a protein of 91 amino acids. The transcript has a single exon. NCBI's taxonomy places the organism in Eukaryota, Fungi, Ascomycota, Sordariomycetes, Sordariales, Lasiosphaeriaceae. The record is from RefSeq and is a predicted model, not a curated record.